Microthlaspi erraticum is the source of this 2058-nucleotide messenger RNA. The record is from the annotation of a GenBank genome assembly. Lineage: Eukaryota; Viridiplantae; Streptophyta; Magnoliopsida; Brassicales; Brassicaceae.
AUGGGCAUGGAUGUAGUCCGUCGAAAUGGUGGAGGCACAUGGGAAUUUGAUGAAGAAGCAGGCGAAAGAGAUGAGUUUCAGAUUGACCAACUUUUGCGCGAUUUCGAAGAUGAAACUCCGAUUAACCACGACGUCUUGCCUGAGACUGAUGACGAAGCAGAAGCAGAAGGCGGUGCUCAACAGAAAAUGCGUUCGGAGAUAAAACGUGGUGAUGGGCAUUUGUAUCAAAGUCAAACAUUCUUCAAUGGGGUAGCUUUUAAAGAGAGAGUUCUCAAUUAUGCUCUUAGAACAUGCUACAACAUCAAACAAACCAGGUAUGACAAGGAUAAGAUUAGUUUUGAGUGUGUUGGUUGUAAUGAGAAGUAUGAAGGUUGUGAAUGGAGAAUUUAUGCAUCGAUUCAUCCAAAAGAUGCAGUCUGGAAAGCUAGGUUGUUUGUGGAUAAACAUACGUGUGAGGUUACUGGGGAAUGUGAAAUGAUAAAGGUCCCUGUUAUAGCUAGAUUGUUUGUUGAUAAGAUCCGUGAAGAACCAGAGUACUAUAUGCCAAUGAAGAUAGAAGACUUAGUCAUGUCGAAUUGGGGAAUUAGUGUGUCUAGGCCUCAAUGUCAAGCUGCAAGAAAUACGGAUUUGAAGUGGAUUCGUAGUGAAAAUGCUCACCAGUUUUCAAGUUUACGAGAUUACGCUGCUGAGAUAGUACACUCAAACCCUGGUUCGUCUGUCGAAGUUGAUACUAUCCAGAAUGAAGCGAAAGAAGAUGUGUUCAGCCGGUUUUAUGUUUGCUUUGAUGUCCUCAGAAAGACAUGGAAGGAUUCGUGCAGACCAUUGAUAGAACUUGAUGGUUGUUUUUUGAAAGAGAGAAUCAAGGGACAAUUGUUGGUCGCUUUAGGCAGGGAUGCGGAUAAUUCUAUAUAUCCAAUUUCUUGGGGUGUGGUGGAGGUGGAAAACAAUGAGAAUUGGCAAUGGUUUGUGAAAAAGCUGAAGGUUGAUUUGGAUCUAAAGGAUGGUGAUGGGUUCAUUGCUGUUUCAGACUGUCAUAAGAGUUUAAUGAGGACUAUUAAGAUAAAGUUACCAAAGAUGGAACACGGAAAGUGUGUAAGACACAUUUAUGGGAAUUUGAAGAAGAGCCAUGGAAGCAAAAAACAUAUGAAGCCAUUCAUAUGGAAUUUGGCAUGGAGCUACAAUGAAUCAGAGUUUCAAGAGAACUUGGACAGAUUAAGGUGCUAUGAUACAAGAGUCUAUAAUGACGUUAUGGCGUCAAAUCCUAGGAGUUGGUGCAAAGCUUUCUACAAGCUGGGAAACUACUGUGAAGAUGUUGAGAACAACUCCACAGAAUCUUUCAACAGCUCCAUUAACAAGGCAAGAGAGAAGCUGUUUGUGCCUAUGCUAGAAACAAUAGCAAGGCUUGCUAUGGCGCGUAUUGCCGUAAGAUCUCGAGAAUCUCAUGAGCACACAGGAAAGUGUACACCUUAUGUCUCUAAAGUUCUCGCUAUAGCCUUUAAAGAUACAAAGACUCAAGAUGGAGCAAAGAAAUGUGUAGUGACUAGAAGUGUUAAAGGCUUCUUUGACUCAAGGCUGAAUGGACAAACUCACCGUGUUUCUUUGGACAGUUGGUCGUGUUCUUGCAGGAAGUGGGACAUCACUGGAAUACCAUGUAAGCAUGCUUAUGGUGUGAUCUUGAAGCUGAAGCUUGAUGUUGAAGAUUAUGUGUGCCACUGGUUUCGGACACUUAUGUGGAGAAGAAACUAUACAGAUGGACUAAUUCCAAUUAGAGGUUCUCGGUUUUGGCCAGCAACAGAUUCUCCGGAUGUUCAUGCUCCACCUGAACCAGAAGUACCAGAAGAAGAAGCAGCAUCAAAAGAAGCAGGAAAAGAAUCAGCAAAGAAGAAGCUCACCAAGGCUGACAAGACAAGGAAGAAAGGUGUUAAUGAGUCUCCAACUAAGAAGCAACCAAAAGCGAAGAAGAGGAUCAUGCAUUGCGGAAUUUGUGGUGCGCCUAAUCACAACUCGAGGUUUCACAAGGAUGAUUCUUCACAGAUAUGUGUUUCUGUUUCAUUUUAA